Messenger RNA from Coturnix japonica (Japanese quail), 2284 nucleotides. RefSeq names its product retinoic acid receptor gamma (gene RARG). NCBI's taxonomy places the organism in Eukaryota, Metazoa, Chordata, Aves, Galliformes, Phasianidae. Gene Ontology annotation, biological process: regulation of transcription by RNA polymerase II; cellular response to corticotropin-releasing hormone stimulus; retinoic acid receptor signaling pathway. Gene Ontology annotation, molecular function: nuclear glucocorticoid receptor binding; nuclear receptor activity; RNA polymerase II cis-regulatory region sequence-specific DNA binding. Gene Ontology annotation, cellular component: transcription regulator complex; nucleus. The record is from RefSeq and is a predicted model, not a curated record.
UCCCCACCCCGGGGCGUUCUCUCCGCGGCACUCCGCCGUGGCGGGGCCGUGCCCGGUUGGGGCCGCAGCCGCCGCGGGCCCGUCCCGCGCCGCGUGGCUCCGGUGGUUCCGCGGGACGAUGUUCGACUGCGUGGAGGCGCUGCCGGUCCCGCGGCGGCUGCACGACGUGACCAACCGCGGGGCCUGCACGCCGCGCAAAGCGGGCUGCGCGCCGGGCUGCGCGCCGCGCUACGGGCCGCGCUGCGGGGCUCUGCCGUGCGCCUGGACCGGAACCGUCACGCACGGUGCUGAGACUCAGAGCACCAGCUCCGAGGAGAUCGUGCCCAGCCCCCCCUCCCCACCACCACUGCCACGGAUCUACAAACCCUGCUUCGUCUGCCAGGACAAAUCCUCGGGGUACCACUAUGGUGUCAGCGCCUGCGAGGGCUGCAAGGGCUUCUUCCGCCGCAGCAUCCAGAAGAACAUGGUGUACACGUGUCACCGAGACAAGAACUGCCUGAUCAACAAGGUGACGCGCAACCGCUGCCAGUACUGCCGCCUGCAGAAGUGCUUCGACGUCGGCAUGUCCAAGGAAGCCGUGCGCAAUGACCGCAAUAAGAAGAAGAAGGAGGUAAAGGAGGAGGCAGCUGAUGGCCCCGAGCUGAGCCCGGCGCUGGAGGAGCUGAUCCAGAAGGUCAGCAGGGCGCACCAGGAGACAUUCCCAUCUCUAUGUCAGCUGGGCAAAUACACCAUGAGCUCGAGCGCUCAGCACCGCGUGCAGUUGGACCCGGGGCUGUGGGACAAGUUCAGUGAAUUGGCCACCAAAUGCAUCAUCAAGAUCGUGGAGUUCGCCAAGCGCCUGCCCGGCUUCACCGCACUCAGCAUCGCAGACCAGAUCACGCUGCUCAAAGCCGCCUGCCUGGACAUCCUGAUGCUGCGGAUCUGCACGCGCUACACCCCCGAGCAGGACACCAUGACCUUCUCGGACGGGCUGACGCUGAACCGCACGCAGAUGCACAACGCCGGCUUCGGGCCGCUCACAGACCUGGUGUUCGCCUUCGCGGGGCAGCUGCUGCCGCUGGAGAUGGACGAUGCUGAGACGGGGCUGCUCAGCGCCAUCUGCCUCAUCUGCGGGGACCGGCAGGACCUGGAGCAGCCCGACAAGGUGGACAAACUGCAGGAGCCGCUGCUGGAGGCGCUGCGGGUUUACGCGAGGCGGCGGCGGCCGUCGAAGCCGCACAUGUUCCCCAAGAUGCUGAUGAAGAUCACGGAUCUGCGCGGCAUCAGCACCAAGGGCGCAGAGCGUGUGAUCACACUGAAGAUGGAGAUCCCGGGCUCGAUGCCGCCGCUCAUCCAGGAGAUGCUGGAGAACCCCGAGAUGUUCGAGGAGGAAUCCCCCCCCCCGGACCCCUCCGCAGCCCCUGCUUCGCCCUAGGCCGGGGGAGGACCCCCCCCCUCGGCUGCCUUCCAGCCCCCCCCCCCAACUCCCGCAGCGCUCUGCUUAUGGGGGGGCUCCGCAGACUGAUGGAGCUGCCCGGAGCGGGGGAUGGUCCCCGCGAUGCCGCUGAUGCCUUAAGCUGGGCCCCCCCCCGUGUGCUCCCACCUCAGCUUCAUGCCAAAGUGCUUCGGGAGGGGGGGGCAGCGAUGGACAGAAAUCGCCCCCCGCAACUGAACGCCCGCUGGGGUCACCCCCUGCCCUUAUUUAUUCGAGAUGAGGUGGGGGGAGGGGGGGUGUAUCCCGCUCAGCCCCCCCCCAGUUUGGGGGUGUUCGGGGGAUGCAGGUUGGACUGCCCCCCUCCCCCCCCCCAGUCGCUGUACGAGGUGGGGCCGCAUUUUUAUUGCUGGGUGAUUUUAUAUAGAUAUAAAGUGGGGGGUCGUGGGGGGGGGCUCCUGGGUUCUGCUUUUCUAUGCUGGUGGGGUGGAGGGGGUGGCACAACUCCUCCCCGUCUCCCGUUCCUCCCACCACCCCCCUCCCCCUCGGGCACAGAACACUAUAGAGACCAAAGAGGGGGGAGCAUGCGAUGCUCCCCCCACUACCACUCCCCCAUUCGUGGGGGGGUUCCUAAGCCAUAGGAUAACGCAAUGCGGAGGGGGCCCUGUCGUCUGUCCCCCUGUCUUCCUUCCCAGGGCAACUUACAAUGGGGGGCGCCCCAGUUGCCCCCGGGACCAGAUUGCCCCCCCCCCCCCCUCCUAUCUGUUACCAACAGCCCCACUGGGUUUGGGUGGGUAGGUCUUUUUGCCUCCCCCCCCGCCCAGUGCUGGAGCAACCCCUCCCACCCCCCCAUUCCUGGGGCUCGGGGGCCAG